AUGGAGACUAAGGAACCGACACCUGAAGCAUUACAGAGAAAAUUGUACUUUUUACUCGAACAAUUACAAGAUAUGGCAAGAGAAUUACCACCAAAAUAUCAAAUGAGAGUUCCAAUUGAAUUACUUUCUGGGUUGGCUAAUUGCUUACUUAAUGAUACAAUUUUCGAAAUUGUUAAAGGAUUGAUGGAAAUUCAACAUGUUACAGAGAAACAUUUAUUUCAGCAAAGAUUGCAAGUAAUAAACAAUCACACAAUGGAAAUUCAGGAAAUGAUGAAUAGCACCCCUCCAGAGCAACAAGAAAUUCAAAAGAAUAUAUUACUACAAAGGCAUAAAGAAGAAUUAAAGCAAACUGACAUGAAAUUAGUUCUUCAAUUGGACCAAAAGGUUAGUGACCAGCAGGAUACAUUGGAACAAGCUGGUGUACCAGGAUUUUUUGUAACUAGUAAACCUAUUGAGGUAAAAGUGCAAAUGUAUUUACUGGACUUUAUAUUGAGAUUAAGCAAAAUGGAUAUUCCGCAAGUG
This is a messenger RNA of Iphiclides podalirius (scarce swallowtail), 522 nucleotides long. The record is from the annotation of a GenBank genome assembly. NCBI's taxonomy places the organism in Eukaryota, Metazoa, Arthropoda, Insecta, Lepidoptera, Papilionidae.